AUGGACCCCAAAUCGCAAGCGAGCAGAACCUCCCGUCAUACUGUUCUUAGCGGAGCCACGCUUUACGACCACGACGAAGAAGCAGACGAAGAGGCGACUAGUCCGCCAAAAGAGCCCUCUUACGACAAGAAGCAAAGAAAAGUCGCUCGAGACAUCCACUCACUCAAAAGAAGAAUGCCCUGGAAUCUUCUGGGAGGGAAACUAUCAUCACCACUGCGUCAUUCGACCACCGAUGGAGACCGGAACUGGAGGCCUUACUCCGAGCCUCCCGUAGACGCCGCCAGUCAUCAAACCCACAGCGGUCUCCAUACAAGACUUGAAGAAAAUACACAUCGAGAAUCAAUGGCGCAGGCCAAAAGAGGUGAUAAGAUGCCUCGAAAACCAAAAAGUUCAAAUUAUGUCGCUUUCGUCGAAAACUACAAUGAACCCAAUCAGUCUUCAAUGUCUGAUGAUGAGACACCAUCAGAUUCAUCCUCGAACAGCCUCCAUCCGAGUGAUGCGGCUUCCGCACAACUGCAAUUGACGACCAUGGAAUUCAGCCAAAUCUCUAACCAUACCAAGCACAGCCGCAGCAUCAACGUUCGGAUCGAUCCCCGGUAUCCUCAGGACGUUACAAUCCACUCAGAGCUUAACGCUACUGACGAUCUGGAAGAAGAUCUGGAACAAUACUCAAGACUUGUGACCCUGGGGCGAUUCAAGGCUGCUCAGACACAAUUCGACCGUCGUCUGUUGCAUUUUGUUGACAAUCCUUACGUGUUGGAUCAGUACUGCGCAGGUCUUCGGGCAGCGUGUGAUUUUCAUGCACUCUCUCAAGUUGAGCAGAAGUUUGCACUGGAAAUCCGUCCUGGAACCCUCCGAACAAGUAUUUAUAUGCAUUUGGAUCAAGCGAGAAGUUACUGUGGACUAUAUGGCAACAUUGGCCUCGGCUGGACUCAACGGAAUGUAGCGAUUGCUGCAAUGUUUCAACGCGGCUUUCCCAACCCUUACCGACAUCAUGAACUCGCUCAAGUCUACCUGCACUUAAGAGACGAGGGCAGAAUUUGGGAGUUCAGAAAUCUACUGGCAAAUCUCCUGCAUUCCUAUCGGUAUUGCGUUUCCGGGGCUCUUGGUAUUUUACUUGCAGACAAUGGGGAGGAAACCGAUGAGCGUCUGAUUAAAAUGGUCGAAAGAAUCGAAGACGAUUGGGGGACAACCACGCCAAACGAAGAAUCAUCAUUUGCUCUACUGGACAUAUUCACGACACUAACCCUUUCCUCUAUGAAUGCGCGCACGAAUCCUACUACGGUCAAAACAAUUUUUGAAUUUUCCCAGAGUCAUGCUCUGGAGGUCGUUGGAAUACAAUCAACCAAUACGAAAACUCGACCAUAUCUUCGUUGGAUCAUAGCGAAAGUCUUGCUAGAACAAUAUGUUGAUCCGAAGAUCACCGGAGUUUUUGCCCUUGCGUCUCAUAUUAGAAAAAUACGGGGAUUACAGCAUGUGUUGGAUGUAAACCUGCCCUUGAGUGGCAUGGUUACUGUCGGAUUGGAAGUCCAAUUCGACCGCGGAUAAGGGCAAGAGCAUGGGCCACCUCGAGGUGGUACAACUAGACCGCGACUACCCAACC
Messenger RNA from Colletotrichum phormii, 1603 nucleotides. RefSeq lists its product as uncharacterized. The record is from RefSeq and is a predicted model, not a curated record. NCBI's taxonomy places the organism in Eukaryota, Fungi, Ascomycota, Sordariomycetes, Glomerellales, Glomerellaceae. The transcript has 3 exons. Bases 1 to 1548 code for a protein of 515 amino acids.